AUGACUCAGCUAUGGGACCUGGGCUCUACACCGCCUCCUUAUAUUAAAAAAAUAUUAUUUUUAACUUUGAAAGUGGAACAAGCCUCUGAAUUUGCCGUUUCUGAGGCUUUUUCCUUAAAAAGGAAACCUUACUCUCAAAGGCUUAAUGUCCCGGUGCUGGAUUUGGAGACAGCAGAGCAGCUACAAGAGCAUGAUGAGGCAUAUGCGGAAGCUCAAGAACUGCUCAGCGAUUGGAUGGAUUCAAAACUGAAAUUGGAACUGGCAUCUGAUCAAGAAGAUGAUGCUGAGAAUCCUGCAGCUGGCUCUGUUCCUCCCCAGGGCCCCCCUACUGGCUUUCAAAAGUAUGACAAGUUUGAUGAUCUGUAUGAUUACUUGGAACAAGAAACAGAAAAUACUACAGUGCAAGUUUUUUUGCAGCAUUUACUGCAAAGUGAAGUAGUGGACAGUGGGAUAUUGGAAGACCUUAGAACUGAAACUGACAAGGAGAAGAGGAAGCACAGGGACCCCCGAAUUACCAUGGAGCUAAGGCAUAAGCAGGUAAAAGAAAAUCGCCUGAAGCGCCAGAAGGCCCUAGAGCUUGUGAAACAAGAGAAGGCCCUGAAAAAAGCUGCCUUGUCAGAGGCCCAGAAGCAACUGCAGAAGGCGAACAAGAAAAAGUUCCUGAAAGACAGAAAGGAAGAAGAGGAAAUCCAAAGGCAGAUGGUAAAGCUGCGGAAGGAGAUGGUAGAAAAAAGGCUCCUCAUGCAACAAGCACAGGAAAUGGAAAGAAGAAGGCACAAGUUAAAAAAAAUUCAGAGGCUGGUAGAAGCUGGCCUCCCUCCUACUUUGCCAGCCCCGAUAGACUAUGAGAAAGAAAGACAAAGGAAAGAGAAAGAAGCCAUGCUGCGGGAGCUACUGAACAAGACUGACACCGCAAAUCACAAGUGCCUGCAACAGUAUUUCUCUGCCUGGUAUAAGCUUAUUCUGGAUCUCAAGAUCAAGCUAGGGAAAGCCCGGGCUCUUGCAGACUGGAAGUGCCAGCAGAAGGUCUUGCGAGCCUGGAGAGAUUACACGUGGUCUCAGAAGAUGGAGCAGGAGGCUCAGGAAAUGGAGAGUCAGCUGCGGGAUCAAAACAGGAAAAAACAGUUGGCAACAGAGUUUAAUCGGAAAUGCAUUUUGCGCCGUCACUUUGCUGAAUGGCAGUGUUGGAGUCGAAUGGAAAUUGAAAAGAGAGAGCUGCAGCAGAAAAGGGAGGAAACAAGGAGGAAAAUGGCAAAGCUCCUGGAGGAGGUGGCCCUGGAGAAAAAUCCUGCCCACUGCCCGUGGAAUGCUGGAGAGACAGAAGCAGCUCAGGAUCAGUCUUUGAGUCACGGAGAGGUGGCUGAAAUACUCCUUUUAGAGAAGGAGCCCCCAGAUGCAAAAGUGGAAAGAACAAAUGCCUGCUCUCCAAAGACUGGCCAGAAAUGCAAUAUUCCUCCACCAAAGCCCAAAUGGGCAUGGCAGGUCACCCGGAAGCAUGCUGCUUUGAGUGCACACGACCAAGUCAUGUUUGAUGGCCUAACAAGAAGUUCCAUACAGCAUCUUGGUACUCCAAGCCCGAAAGUGGCACCUGGCUGGUUGGGCCCCUUUGAGCACCGCCAUGCCUUCCAACAGCAGCUGAUUGAAGAACAGCGACGGCAACUUAAAGAACAGCAAGGGCUGAUCCUUGAGCUCCAGGGAAAUCAGAGUCUGAAGAAGGCCCAGGAAGAUGCCAGGGAAGCCACAGCUGUUUCCAGGGCAUUUGGCAAUCCUGCUCCGAGAGGAGGAAAGCAGUUAAGAGAAAAUCAGACAGAUUACAAGAAUACCAGACCUUCAAGGUCAGACGAUCACCAACUGGCUGCUAAAAACAGGAAGAAUCUGAAGGUGUCAUCCUCUGCUCAUCCUUUACUCAAAGCUAUGGAAGAGAGAGCGAUCCAGAGAGCAGAACGGAGGAAGGAACUGGAAGAAGCAAAGAAGAAGCGUGAAGAAGAGAGGCUAGCCCUGCUGCAGGCUGAAGAGGAGGAACGUCAGAGGCAAGAAGCUGCAGAAAAAGAGGCUCAGCUAGAGAAGAGGCGGGAGGAGAGGAGACUGCAGAAAAUGAAAGAACUAGAAAAGCAGAAAAGGCUGGAGAGGGAGCAGCAGCUCCUAUCGAAAGCGGAGGAGCAUUAUGUUAUGGUUCUGCUCAAAUAUUGGGGGCUGGAGCCCUGGAAAAGAUUGAUGGAGCAAAUGCGGCAAAAUAUGGCGGUGGCAGAAAGGCAUCACUGCCUGGAAUUGCAGAGAAAGUGCCUGGUCUCCUGGCUUCAGCACACACGGGAAACUCUUGCUAGGAAAACAGCUCAGGCUGAGGAGCUCUGUUCUUGCCUAUUACUGAAAAGGUGCUUGAGGAGCUGGAUAAAGUACAAGGAUUAUGCAUCUGCUUUGGAAGAAAAUGCAAACAAAUUCCAUGAGACUUCACUUAAGAAGACUGCCUUUGGGGCUUGGUUAGAUAUGUUUAAUAAAGAGAAACAUGCCUUGUGGGAGAAACAGAAGACUGCAGACCAAUACAAUGACAGGAGAAUAACACUGAUUGCAUUCAGGGCCUGGCGGCAGUUCCCAGUGUUGAUGAAAGAGGAAAGGGAGAAAGAAGAAAGACUACAACAGUUAAGGAAGAGAGUCACUGAAAUUCUCCCAGACUUCCUCACAUAACUGAGUGGCCCUGAGGGCGGCUUGAGUUGGAUGAGAAUGGAGUUCAUGUGUAUCAUGCCUUUCUCUGGUUGAGAACAAAUCCAUGGAGAUGUUCCAGGAAAUGCUAGACCUCCGUGCCUCUCAUUUGGUCUCUCUCCACUGCAGCAACAGCUUUGCUUCCCAGGAAAAUGUCAUAUUGAACUUCCAACAAUCAAAACCGCACGAAGGUCACCGUUUCAUUUUCAGCCUAUCUGCCACAGUGGUCUGCUUCCUAUACACAAAUGUGAACCUGCUAUCACACCCUUUACACACACAUGCAGCUGCAUGAAGGAUUACUUCUGUAGUGCUGUCUCAUACGACUGGAGUAAAGGUGUGAAUACCACCAUCCUAUAAAUAGCCAGUCACAAGGGAAGAUACACAAUUGGACUCGCCCCAUGGAUAGACUAUUCACCCGUGCGCUCCUCUGUUGUGGGACUGCCCCAAUGGGAAGUGGAUUCCUUAUUGCUGUAUGUGUAAAGCACAAGGGAAACGUAACACCAAUUUGACCUGACAUGACACCAGAAGACUGACAGCUUGUAUCUUAUCUGUUGCGAUAACUGCAUUCCCUUAGCUAUGAGGCUGCCACCUUGCAGAUUUACCUGCCUAAAGCUGAAACUUCCGUUUUGGUUGCAGGCCUCGCUUAUACUCUGGGCUUGAUAUCUGCAAUAAAGUUCUUGG
This is a messenger RNA of Gekko japonicus, 3378 nucleotides long. It is a transcript of the gene CCDC191, whose product is annotated as coiled-coil domain containing 191. The transcript is spliced from 16 exons. Gene Ontology annotation, molecular function: phosphatase binding. The record is from RefSeq and is a predicted model, not a curated record. Lineage: Eukaryota; Metazoa; Chordata; Lepidosauria; Squamata; Gekkonidae. The coding region runs from base 1 to 2682 and encodes 893 amino acids.